Messenger RNA from Cyanistes caeruleus (blue tit), 931 nucleotides. NCBI's taxonomy places the organism in Eukaryota, Metazoa, Chordata, Aves, Passeriformes, Paridae. The record is from RefSeq and is a predicted model, not a curated record.
UCCACACCCUUGUUUCCUUCUUUCAGUUACUUUGUGGGGAAGCACCUUUGGCUGGUGAUGGAGUACAUGGACGGAGGCACUCUGAGAGAUAUCAUCAGUGAGACUCAAAUGUCAGAAGGAGAGAUUGCAGUUGUCAGCCGUGAGUGCCUGCAAGGACUGGGUUUUCUUCACUCCAACCAUGUGAUCCAUCGAGAUGUGAAGAGCUGCAACAUCCUUCUCAGAAUGGACGGCUCUGUCAAGCUGGCUGACUUUGGCCUCUCUGCUCAGCUCACCCCUGAGCAGAGGAGACAGAGCUCCGUGGCCAGCACUUCUGGGUUGAUGGCGCCUGAAGUCGUGACAGGUCACCCGUACGGCCCCAAAAUGGACAUAUGGUCUUUUGGAAUCGUGGGCAUCGAAAUGGUGGAACGAGAAGUUCCUUACUGGAAUGAAACUCCUGUCUCGCCUCAACUCCUGAUAAACAUAAGAGGGACACCAAAGCUGUGGCAGCCCAACCUAUUCUCGCUUUUGCUGCAUGACUUCCUGAACUGCUGCCUGCAGACAGACGAGGCACAGCGCUGGUCUGCUGAGGAGCUCCUGCAGCAUCCACUUGUAACAUUAACUGAGCCUGUGUCCAGCCUGGUGCCGCUGAUCAUUUCAGUGAAGAGGAGGAAGGAGGAGAAAACAUCAGGACCAGCGUAGAGUCAGCUUGUAGACUAGGAUUGUAGAGUAGGGUUAUAGAGUCAGAUUGUAGACUAGAAUUGUAGAGUAGGGUUAUAGAGUAGGAUUCUGAACUAGGAUUGUAGAGUAGGGUUCUAGAGUAGGAUUGUGGACUAGAAUUGUAGAGUAGGGUUAUAGAGUAGGAAUAUAUAUCAAUAAGAUUUCUGAAAUUUUAACUCAUCUGGAAGAUUGCUUUCUUUUUUACCCUGUGAAUAAACUCAGCAUUUCCUUCUGA